UGCAGGUAUGAAGUGGAUGAAGUGGAGGUGGGGGAGAGCUGGAGCAGCAGGGACUGCUGUCCGCUGAGACACCGACAACACGGGCAGGAUGUGCUGUGGUACUGACGACUUUCUUUCCUGCUCUGCCUCGAGGAGGCGGUCGCAGGUGUAGCCUCUUUACUCACCUCCAGCCUACUACUACUCUCCAUCUCUCAUUUCCACACACACCACAGCCUCGCCCCCUCCCUCUCACGCACAGGAAGGUAUGUUUACGCGCCUGAGUGGGGAGAAGAAGCUCGCGGUGGAUGAAUCCCGGUGCGUCUCCUUUGUGCGCCGCGGCGCUCCGCUGUUGUGAACGUGAUGCCGGCUUUACGGACCGCUCAGAUGACCUGAAGCUCGCAGCACCCCGGCCAUAAAGAACAGUCCUAUUGAUAAUAACCAUGGCUGAUCAGUACAGUAUGUUUCUCACUACGGCGCCGCCCCUCCGCCGAGGGAGCACCCCCGUGCCGGUGAAACACCAGCUGCGGAGGGAAGAGGCCGUAUCGGAGGACUGUGACUGGAUCCCAGGCUUGGAGGAGCCAACCACGUUGCCUAUCAGUGAUACAGGAUUGCCUCGGGACGAAUCAUUCGGCCAUUUGGCAGCAGCACAACCAGCUUACCAAAGCCAUGGCGGGGCACUGAAGAUAGUCCUACUGGGACAGAACGGCGUGGGCAAGUCGUCACUUGCCUUAUCCCUGGCAGGACAGUCGGACAGAUCUCUCUCUAUAGACUCUGAGACACAAGCUUGUGGUGAGGGCUACGAGUGCACGGUGACGGUUGACGAUGAGGACAGCAAACUUAUCGUUUUUGACAACUGGAAGCUGGACCUGUCCACUCUGCAGUGUGACGUGUGCAUCCUCGUCUUUUCGGUGACGGACAGACGGAGCUUCCACCGCACCGCCCAGCUCCGCCUCCUUCUCAGGGAGUCCCAGCCAAACAUGCCAAUCAUCUUGGUGGGCAACAAGAGCGACCUUGUCCGUUCCCGUGAAAUCAGUUCCGAGGAGGCCCAAUCCAGUGCCACGAUGUUCGACUGCCUCUACCUGGAGCUGUCGGCCUCCCUGGACCACGGCACCAACGAGCUGCUGGAGGCGGCGGUGAGGACGGCGAGGGGAGACUGCGUGGGUCCGGGUUGGAUGGACGGCGACCCGGGCUCGGCACGCAGGGAGAGCCUGACGAGCCGCGCCAAGCGCUUCCUGGCGGGGCUGGUGCCGCGGUCGUACGGCCGAGACCGGGAUCGAUGCCGCUACAGGGAAAUGAGCCGCCAGCGGGGCAGCAGGAUCCUCCGGCAGAAGUCCCGCUCCUGCCACGACCUCAGCGCACUGUGACGCUGCAGACAUCCGUUAGACGCAGGGAAAGAAACACACUCCACAUCGACACAAACACCAAACUGAAAUACAUGGGCUGGAGGGACAUCAGUGCAGAGACAUCACAUACAUGAAAGUACAACAUUAGAGGGAGGAAGGAGGUCCAUUUCGCCGUGGCAGAAAAAGACUGGAUCCCCACUGAACCCACGAGUGGCGGCGAGCCUGAAACACGGGCAGCAAAACAGAUAAGUUGUGCCUGACCGGCUCAAUCUGCGGGCACAUGUUGCCCCGACAUAAGGAGAAAGAAAAUCAGCAGUCGCAUCAAGAUCCUCUUUUGAUUCUUUAUAAGAGGAAGAUGGAGUCACAAAAAAACACAGUAGCGCACUGAUAAUGUAGAGACUGUAGAGAGCAAUUUAAUGUAUACCUGUUUUAUAGCAUGCAGAGUAGAUGAUCUGAGACACGACCCUGUAGGUUUUAUAGUAAGACGAUCCCUGAUUUGCAGUACCUCAGUGGCCGAUAGCUAAUGCAAAGUCUUGCUAACGUUACGAGCACUUACAUCUCAAAAGGCCAGACCAUACGUUUUUAAAAUGUCUCGACAAUGAAUCCACUGUUUACGUCCUAUUCUGAAUUAAAGGAUUGUUUGAUAAUACCAAUUAUAACGUACAAUGUAGACUUAUCCUUAACUUUCAUUCAUACGGUUAAAGUAUCAGCAUCCAAGCCAUAUUUUUGCUGAAUGCACGGCGAGCAAUCGCAGCAUGAACCCUUUACUGCAGGACGUGAAGCAAAGGAUAAAAAAAGACGACGUACGGCGUAGAAGGCAAGACUGAACUCCUCUUCAGACGCAGCUGAGUCACAGACCACAGCGACGCUCUCGAAGCGCAAGGAGGACGAACAAGAGAAAAACCUUAUCUACCUGUGGCUGUUUGAUGUGUCCUUUCCUUUUUCUUCCCCUCUCUUUCUCCCGAGCCGGUGGAUUUAUCGUGUGUUUGAACUGAACUCUGUGGAGGGCUGGCCACACCGGUGACCCGAGAGAGAACGUACUGGAAAACGUUGUUCCCAUGUCCCGUCACGCGUGCUGGCGUCACUGACGCACCCCGACUCGUUUGUCACCGUCCAACCGAGCACUCUCAUCUUCACCCACCGACAAUAAAUCUGUUGGGUUUUUUUUUUGUUUGACAUCUUUAUGAGUACUUUGUCAUCUUUUUUGGAAAACAACACUAUAAAAUGAAAGCGUUUACCAGGUUGAGGGAUGGCGUGAUAUGCGAUCAGUCGUGACUCACAGGGGCCUCUCAGGACACUCGAGCUGCAAAAUCCACGCCGCGUCAGCACUGUGUAGCCCCGCGUCAAUCUGGGGAUGAAAGACGGCAUCAGGGGAACACCAACCGUGUGUAUUUCAGUAGAUGUGUGCUCCCAGCAGAUCCUCUUCACGGCACACGGGACGUUAUGAUGAACUAUAUAUCCAUCAAUGACCUAAAUGCAUUUAUUCCAGCAAAUUUGAACUGGUUGUUAUAAUGUUGAUUUUAAAGUGGACGCAGUCACAAUAAUUUUAACAGGCACGUGUUCUGUCCCUUAUUGGCCAAG
Molecule: messenger RNA, 2903 nt
Organism: Cololabis saira (Pacific saury)
Lineage: Eukaryota; Metazoa; Chordata; Actinopteri; Beloniformes; Belonidae
Gene: rem2
Product: RAS (RAD and GEM)-like GTP binding 2
Exons: 5
Coding region: 420-1343 (307 amino acids)
Cellular component (GO): plasma membrane
Molecular function (GO): GTP binding; calcium channel regulator activity; GTPase activity
Source: RefSeq, a predicted model, not a curated record